Molecule: messenger RNA, 851 nt
Organism: Drosophila miranda
Lineage: Eukaryota; Metazoa; Arthropoda; Insecta; Diptera; Drosophilidae
Product: synaptobrevin-like
Exons: 4
Coding region: 152-622 (156 amino acids)
Biological process (GO): vesicle-mediated transport; vesicle fusion
Cellular component (GO): SNARE complex; plasma membrane
Molecular function (GO): syntaxin binding; SNAP receptor activity
Source: RefSeq, a predicted model, not a curated record
UCGCGGUCACACUGGCUCUAAUCAUCACAAGCUUGAAAUUUUUUAAUUUUUUAACUCAAAAUCUGGAAUUUUGCUAAACAAAUAGCAAGAGAGAGGUUUUUCCGUGCAUUAAAAGCAGUAUUUCUUCAGUAACAUUGUCAGAAUUUCCACAAUGGAGAACAACGAAGCCCCCUCACCAUCCGGCUCCAACGCAAACGAUUUUCCCAUACUUCCGCCGCCGCCAAACGCCUACAACAACAACUUCGCCGACACGAACAAUAGCAACAACAAUGCCGCCGCCCAGAAGCGCCUGCAGCAGACACAGGCCAAAGUGGACGAGGUGGUGGGCAUAAUGCGCGUCAACGUGGAGAAAGUGCUGGAGCGGGACCAGAAACUCUCGGAGCUGGGCGAGCGCGCCGACCAACUGGAGCAGGGUGCCUCUCAGUUCGAGCAGCAGGCGGGCAAGCUGAAGCGCAAGCAAUGGUGGGCCAACAUGAAGAUGAUGAUCAUUCUCGGAGUGAUCGCAGUGGUACUGCUCAUAAUCGUCCUAGUCUCGGUCUGGCCAGAAAGCAGUGGCAGCAGCGGUGGAGGAGCCAAGUCCAUUACCGAACCCAAGACCGUUACGGAAACACCCCCUCACUAAGGUCGCGCUCCAUUCACUAACCAGAAAGCACAGAUAUGGAACACAGGAAACCAAAAUGGACCAACACAUCAGGGGCAUGGACAUGGACAGUGUGGCCUUCGCUUUGGCCAAAUCGCGCAAAUAAAAGUUAAUUCAAAUAGAAAUGAAGAGAGGAAAAUCAAAAGGAACACUAUCUAAACAUACAUAUAUUUAACCAGGAUGUAAUUAUUAAAACCUAGUGUUAAACAAA